Molecule: messenger RNA, 570 nt
Organism: Dovyalis caffra
Lineage: Eukaryota; Viridiplantae; Streptophyta; Magnoliopsida; Malpighiales; Salicaceae
Source: the annotation of a GenBank genome assembly
AUGGAUCAGAAGGAAGACGAGAGAAGAGAAGAAGCAAUAGCAUCAAACCCAUCUCUGCAAGCAAAUUUCAAGCCAAAACGUGUGACCCAAGACCAGCUCUCCAAGCUACAAAAUGCUUUGAUGUUGCAAAGUUUUGAGAUUUUGUGUCUAUUAGAUGGUACUGGCAAAUCUCAUGGCAAAGCCCUCAAAAGCAAAGAUACAGGCACAAACAUUGAAGACUCAGGUGUUUCUCACUUGAAAACCAGUGAUGACAAUGUCAAUUUCUCUGCACCACAAGACAAUGAUGCACAUCAUUCAGAAAAGAAACGCCAGAAAUUACAUUGGGGGUACGCUCUGCUAUUUGUCAUUGACCUACCGGACAUGCACAUAAAAUUAUAUGUUCUAGCCAAGUUAUGGAAGCAUGAUUCUGAAAGUUUAGCGUCUUUUAGAAAGUGGUCAGUUAAACAGCACUCAGGAGUACAGAUGCUUCUAAAAGCUGUAACGUCAGGCGCCAUCUCGAUUGCAGAAUGUUAUCAGGAUACCGUAUAUGUAUCAGUUGCGGUUGCAGAUGAGCUCAACGCCUUAACUUGA